CUACGUAAACAGUUAAAUUAUCCAACUUUGCCGAUCAAAGCCUUUCACAAAGAUUUUAACCACUAGUCCAAACGUUGCUUAUUAUAUUAACCUAGUAAAUAAUCUAUCUACGGAUUAAAAAAAAAAAAGAAAUUAAACAUAAGAAUUAGGCUUAUGGAGUUGAUUACCCAAGAAAUAAUUAUUUCCCAAACAAAUUCUACCCAUUUAUUUAUAUUUAUUUAUUUUUCAAAUAAAAACAAGAAAAUAUUGCAUACUAAAUUUGUUCCUCCUCGAAUCUCUGUCAUACAAUUCAGUAAAUUCACCUCAUCUGUAAAAUUGUAAUACGAAGUACGUAGUAAUUCGAUACAACAACGGCACUUAACUACCGGGACGUCCGCCGGCUGUCGGCAUUUAUUUCCAAUUUACCAAGCUAAAAAAAACUCGGGCCCCACAUUUUUCCCCGUAAAAAUAAAAAAUAAAAAAAUCCUGAAAAAGAAAUGUCUAUCUUUUUGGAAUACAUCCUUCUUCCCCCUCAAUCCAUGUGCUCUUCUUCAUCACCUCUUGCUGUCCAUUUUCUCUCUCCUCCCCUUCUCUGAUCACUCCAUGUGAACAUAAACAAAUAAAAAUUAAAAUCAAGCAAAAUUCAACAAAUUUUACCAUUAUACACUAGCAUUUAUUUUUCUCUCUUCUCUGUACUUUCUCAAGAAUGUCUCUGUUACACCAUUAACCAACCUCCACCCUUCUUCUUCUCUAUACUUUUAUUCAUCACAAUUACUUGUACUUCCUCUAACUUCUUCGUUCAUCAUCAAUGGAGUCUACUACUCGUCUCGAUUACGUCUUGUUCCAGCUCACUCCUACUCGUACCAGGUGUGAACUGGUAAUUUUUGCUGGGAAAUCGAAUGAAAAGCUAGCGUACGGACUACUAGCGCCGUUCAUUGCGCAUUUACGAUCUGCUAAAGAUCAGAUUUCUAAAGGUGGUUAUUCUGUUACACUUCGUCCGCCUUCUUCUUCAGUCAAUUCUCACUGGUUUACUAAAGGAACUGUACUCAGGUUUGUGAGAUUUGUAAGUACGCCGGAGGUUCUAGAACGGUUUGUGACGAUUGAGAGAGAGAUUUCGCAGUUGGAGAAUUCGAUUAAAUCAUACGAGGCGUCGAAUGCGGUUGUUGAUGGUGGUGUUGUAACUGAUAAUGAUGGAAAUGCUAUUGCUUCAGGUGCUUCGUUUAAGACAAAAGGGGAAUUGGAUGAAAGCAGCGAUCUUGGACAGGAAGAAAAUUCCAAGGCCCGUUUGCAGCGUGUGGUGGAAACUCGUAAAGCAGUUCUCCGGAAAGAACAAGCUAUGGUUUAUGCUCGAGCUCUGGCGGCUGGCUUUGAAAUAAAUAAUUUGCAUGACCUCAUUUUGUUUGCUGAUGCUUUUGGAGCUUCACGUUUGAGGGAAGCUUGCAUAAAUUUCAAGGAUCUGUGUAAGAAGAAAAAUGAAGAUAGACUUUGGGUGGAUGAGAUUGCUGCAAUGCAGGCUAUGGUGCAACCCGAAUUGGCAUUCUUGGGAACAUCUGGAAUUAUUCUUGCUGGUGAAGAAAAUGAUCCUUCCCAAGGUCUCAUGACUGCGGGGAAGCAGAAUGGAAGCACAGAUGUGUCACUGUCUGAUUCUAUGACUAGUCAUGGAAGUUUGGAUGCAAACCAAGAUUCUCAGACUCAACCAACUGAUGCAAAAGCACAAAUUCCACAUCCAUGGGCACAACAAUUUCCGCCAUACCUUCGUAACUUUCAGGGUCCCAUGUAUCAGCAGAUGCCCCCCUAUCAAGGCUAUGGUUACUCAGGCAUGCAGGUUCCCCCACAAUAUUACCCUGCAAAUAUGCCAUGGCCUUCUGAUGUUAAUAAUUCAGCUAAUCAUGAAUCAUAUGAUCGCCGUGAUCGCAAAUCAUCAUCCAGAAAGAAGGGAAAAGCCUCUAAUGCACGGGGAUCAGAGAAGGAAGAUCGUGAGGAAUACUCCGAGUCCAGUGGAUCUGGUUCUGAGACAGACUCUUCGUCAGAGCAUUCUCAUAGGAAAAAGCAUGGGAAAAAAGGUUCAAGAAAGGUUGUUAUACGCAAUAUUAAUUAUAUUACUAACAAAAGAGAUGGAGAACAGGAUGGAUCUUCUGAGACCAAUUCAUCUGAUGAGGAUGAAUAUAUAAAUGGUGAUUCCCUCAAGCAGCAGCUGGAGGAAGCAGUUGGGUCCUUUGAGAAGCAUAAGAAGUCAACCUCUCGCCAUCACAAAAAACGAAAUGGUUCCAAGCACCUUAGCUCUGUUAAUGGUUCCGCUGGCCAGGAAGAUGAAGAUGUUUCAGUGAAGAAUGGGAAAAAAGGAAAUGAAAAUUGGGAUGCUUUGCAGCAGCUGUUAAUGAGGGAGGAGGAGUCAGACUCUAACGAUCCUCAGCCACAUUCGGAGUUGGUUGAAGAGAAAUAUUUUACCACAGAGAGGUCCCAUGAGCUAAAUUCAUCUGCAUUCAAGCCAGAAGCAGAAGAGAGAUCAAAGCAGAAACCAAUUGCUACUGAUGCUUUUCUAGUUACUGGAAAGGGUACAGGACAUGAUGCUGACACAGGUAAAUUCUCUGCUCAAGGCUUUGACCCCAGUGAGAGUACCCUCCCAAUAAUGAAAAGGGGUAGCGCACCUGAGGAAUUCCUAUUUUCGCAAAGAAGUGAAAACCCAGAAAGUUAUGCACGAGUGCCACUGUCUGAUGAUCUUUCCCAUUCUUCCAUAGUCAAAACUAGUGAUGAUUGGUUUGUUGGGAAACAAUCAGAUGAAGCAGCAUAUCAGGGUGGAAACAACCAUCCGAGGUUUAUUGAAGGAGAUUAUGUGAGAUCUUCAGCUGAUCAGGACGAGAAGAAAAAUAAAGAUGUUAUUGAUGAUUCUCUCAUGAUUCAGGGGCGACUAACUGAUGACCACCGUGAAUCCCAAGUGAAGACUGAUAUUAUCUUUGUUUCUGAUAUUGUUGAGACUACUCUCUUUAAAAAUGGAACAACAGCUCCUCAGCAAAAGUCUGAAACACAUAAUUUCUAUGAACCGGAUGCUAUUUACAUGGUUCGUGAUCAUGAUGCCGUGGUGGAACAAAUAAAACCAUCUUGGAGUCCUGAACUUGAUUUUGAAAAUUACAUGUCCGUGAAUGAUCCUGCUAAGAAAUCAGAUGUUGAUGCGUGUGUAGACUCAAACUUGACUUCUAAUGAGAAAGGUCCUGACAACAAAAAGAGUGGGAAAGCUUCCACGAAGGACCCUAGAUCAAGAACCUUGGGUGGAUCGUUGAGGAAAACUAAAUCUGAUACUACACCAGGGCCUAAAAGGUCAACAUUUGGAAGUAAAACAUCUAUUCCCAAAACCCAACUUGAGAAGGAUGAAGAAAGAAGAAAGAGAAUGGAAGAAUUAGUUAUUCGAAGGCAAAAACGAAUUGCUGAAAGAAGUGGUGGUAACCCUGCAACAUCUAGAAAACCUCAAACAGGAAGUAAAGCAGUUCCAUCUACCGUUAGCUCUGAUAAGUCAAAACCUAAGCCCAUCCUCAGGAGUUCUACCAUUGAACGACUCGCAGCUGCAAAGACAUCUCCAAUAGCCCCAAGUACUCAACCGAAGAAAGAAGCUGCUAAGGUAAAAGGUGCUAAUGUGAACAUUGGAUCACAGAAGACUGCCAGUGUAGAUGCCAAGAAAGUGAAUGCAGAAAAGAACAAGCCUUCGGAGAAGAAAGCUGUCAUUAAAAAUGUAAAUGGGGUAAGUUCAUCAGUUGCAGACAAUAAGGAGGAAAAGGGUACUAAAAAGGUUGGUGCUUCAACGCCAACAAUGGAGUUGCCAACUAUGCAAGGAGUACAGGCCGAGGAUCCAAAAGACAUUAAAGAGCUGCACGUUACAUCUUCAAUCAUCAAUAAGGAUGUUAAUGUAGUAGAACAGAUCAAUACUUCAGAUGAAAAGGUAGGCAACCUUGUUGAAGAUCAUCCCACAAAUUUGGAUUUACUUGAGGAAAAAAAUGAUAAAAUAUUUAAAGAAUCUCUAUCUUUUCCGAAAGAGGAAAAAGUUUCUGAUGAUCAUUAUAAAUCUGGUCCAGAAUUGAGCAUCCACCCAUUGCCAGAGUCGCCUCCCAAACAGCUGGGUUCUGCGUUGAUCGAUGAGGACCAAACUACUAAAACUGGGAUUAAUUUAGGCUUUACAGAAAUUUCUGAGAUUGAAGAAUCAACUCCUCCACCGACUAAUGAAGUGAGUAUAGAUCCCAUCCAGAGGAAGAAAUGGGAUGGUGCUGAAAACUCUCCUAAAUCUACUAAAGGAUUCAGGAAGCUUCUCAUGUUUGGUCGAAAGAAAGACUGAAAGCGUCACAAUAAGUUGUAGAGAAAACACAGAAUUUUUAUACAUCGGUUUUGAUGGUUCUCUCAUUUUAUACUGCAGAUAAUAACGGAAGGGAGCGAGGGUCCCUUGCUGCACAAAUUUUAACCACUACGAUAUACAUAUGGCACAAGGAUCACCAGUUCCACAAAUCAACUUUUGAUGCCUGCUGCUUAGUUUCAAGAGCAUGUGAAUUAUAUCUAGCUGUGAGUUAUCCAUUUAAAGUCCUUUAGGCUAUAGUGUGUGCAUAUCAUUCCUUGAUCCAGUACAUUAUUCAACUUGAUUUUUUUUAUAAUUUUGUUUAUGGCUUGUAUUCUUUGGGUUAAUAUCUCUGUAUGUACUUGGUUAUAUACCCCUGUAAUGCAAUUUUUUUGAAUAUACAUGGUCCUGUUUUCUCGCC
Chenopodium quinoa (quinoa) is the source of this 4715-nucleotide messenger RNA. RefSeq lists its product as uncharacterized. Gene Ontology annotation, biological process: positive regulation of DNA-templated transcription; response to light stimulus. NCBI's taxonomy places the organism in Eukaryota, Viridiplantae, Streptophyta, Magnoliopsida, Caryophyllales, Amaranthaceae. The record is from RefSeq and is a predicted model, not a curated record. The transcript has 9 exons. Bases 788 to 4300 code for a protein of 1170 amino acids.